Austrofundulus limnaeus is the source of this 2104-nucleotide messenger RNA. It is a transcript of the gene cirop, whose product is annotated as ciliated left-right organizer metallopeptidase. Gene Ontology annotation, molecular function: metalloendopeptidase activity. The record is from RefSeq and is a predicted model, not a curated record. The transcript has 14 exons. Bases 69 to 2048 code for a protein of 659 amino acids. Gene Ontology annotation, cellular component: cytoplasm; membrane. Gene Ontology annotation, biological process: cell adhesion; proteolysis. NCBI's taxonomy places the organism in Eukaryota, Metazoa, Chordata, Actinopteri, Cyprinodontiformes, Rivulidae.
UGUGUUGCUGAGAAAGUUCCCACAGGCUGAGGUGUAAACCUCCCAGGUUCYGAGGAAAAGACUGAACGAUGAGAACGCAUGGAGGGGCCAACACUGCAGACAAAUAUAAGAGUUUCUGGAUGUGGUUGGUGGUCUCGGUGGUGCUGGUUGGACCUCCUGCAGUUCUGCAGAAAUGUGUUUUUGAUGAGGUUCAGGCUCAGGUCAGAGCAGUGAGAGCAGCCAGUCAGCCCAGACUCCUAGCUCAGACCUCUGAAMGUCAAACCAGACAGAGAAGGCUGGUGGGCACGAAGAGGAGCAUUCUGGGUAAGAUGGUCCCAUCUUCACCCUCGCCUCAGCCAAUCAGGAUAAAGACCUGGACUCUCAGAGAGACCUUCACCCUGUCAGAGGCUGAGAAGGAAAGACUGGAGGCUGCGGUGGAGGAGGCUGUGAGGGUGGUGUCUUCUUUACUUUCAGUGAACAGAACUGCAGGACCGCUGCUGCUCAACAGAGACAUCAACACAUACUGCAAGUUCCUCUGGAGGAACUCCAGCAGCAUCAAUUACAACAGGUGUGGAAGAGCCAACAAAAAUUACAGAACUGAGACUUGUCUGGAUGUGACGAUCCCAGACGAUCACCUGUCUGGAUGUGAGAUUUACCCAGAGGCUGAUUCUCCUCACAGAACCAUUGUCAGACCUGAAGGAGCCGGACUCCCAGAGACCGACUUCCUGCUUUACGUCACCGUGCACACCACUGAUAAAUGCAGAGCCAAGCCUAACGUGUUGGCGUACGCCRUCCACUGUCAGACGGACCAUGGAGGACGACCUGUGGCGGGUGUGGUGGUCCUGUGCAGGGACAGACUAACAGGAGUUACUUACAGCCACCAGACCACAGUACAGACUGUGAUCCAUGAGCUGCUUCAUGCACUYGGCUUCUCUAAAGAUCUCUUCAGCACCUGGCGAGACUGUCCAUCAUAUCAAGGUGGUGCUCUUUGUUCUCCUCGAGGUAAAGUGGUUCACUCAGAUGUGUCAGGACAGGUGAGGGUUUACACUCCGUCCAUCGUCUCAGCACUGCAGAAACACCUGGGCUCCAGUGAUCCAGAACUCGGGGGUCCUCUGGAGAACCUGGUACUGAGUGAUUUAGAUCCAUCAACCUCUGCUUCACGUUCCCACACGCCUGAUUCUGUUGUCCUUCAGGACUGGUCUGCAGGCAGAGGCUCCUCUCACUGGGAGUCCCGGGUCCUGCAGGGGUCCAUCAUGACGGCAGUGCUGGGGGAUCCCACCACAGUCCGAAUCGACCCGGUCACCUUAGCCGCCCUACAGGACACAGGAUGGUAUCGAGUCAACCAGAGCCUGGCACAGAGUCUGGUCUGGGGAGAGGGUGAAGGAGCCACGUUUGGGUCUCUGUCCACCUGCAGAGACAACUYCUCCUUGUUUUUCUGCACCGGCAGUGGAGUUGGGUGUCAUUUUCUUCACCUACACAAGGGGAAGUGCCAGACUGACCCAUACCUGGAGGGCUGCCGGAUCUUUAAACCCAUCCAGAACAAGAGUGAAUGUUGGAAAAAGGAAAAUUUCAAAGAAUCAGCUGAAGGAAGUGGGGAGAUAUUUGGCCUCGACAGUCGCUGCUUCUUCUCCAGCCUUGUCAGACAGGUAAACUUUGUUCAGCUCAGCCGCCCAGUGGACGGACGCUGCUACAGACACAGGUGUACUGGACCAAACCAGUACCAGAUCCAGGUAUCUGACUCUGGAUGGGUGGACUGUCCUGCAGGAGGUGCCAUUCAGAUCAAAGGAUACCAGGGUUUAGUUUUUUGUCCAGACAGAAGGUUCUGUCUGUAUCCUGAUGUUACUCCUCCUUUGGAAGACAGCGACCCACUUCCUGCUCGUGACUUACGUGAUCCUCCUGAGAGUUCCCCUUUGGCCCAGGAUGGGACCUGGUCUUCACUCGGACCACAUAUAUCGGCGGCUGUGGUCACAUUGUGUUUCAUGGCUGCACUUCUGGCUUCAUGCAGGAAGUGUCAAACUUAUUUAAACAGAGUCCAGACUGUGCAGCCAGAAGUUCACACUCAGCUGUAGAGAUUGUGUGAUGGAAGACAAAUAAAUACUGAAUGUGUUGAAUGCACCAGAAAAGA